Anneissia japonica is the source of this 644-nucleotide messenger RNA. RefSeq names its product cytosolic sulfotransferase 3-like. The record is from RefSeq and is a predicted model, not a curated record. Lineage: Eukaryota; Metazoa; Echinodermata; Crinoidea; Comatulida; Comatulidae. The transcript is spliced from 4 exons. Gene Ontology annotation, biological process: sulfation. Gene Ontology annotation, molecular function: sulfotransferase activity. Bases 136 to 405 code for a protein of 89 amino acids. Gene Ontology annotation, cellular component: cytoplasm.
GUAGAAAUCCAAAAGACACUGCUGUUUCUUUCUUCUAUUUUCACAAAAUGGUAAAACAUUACCCAACUAUGACUCGUGGAGUGAAUUUCUGAAUGAUUUCUGCGAUGGGAAUCUUGUUUUGGAGACUGGUUUUCUAUGAACUCCUAUUGGUGGAGUCAACGCAACGAUAAAAACGUACUGUUCGUCAAAUACGAAGACAUGCAAAGAAGUCUCAGUGAUGUUGUUGAGAAAGUUGCAUCGUUCCUCGGAUGGCCUAUUACGGACAAAAAUCUACCCGAGCUUCUCAAACACUGGAGAGUUGGUGAUUGGAAAAAUCACUUCACCGUUGCCGAAAGCGAAGCUUUUGAUGAACUUUAUCGAGAGAAGAUGGCGGGCACUGGUCUAAAAUUUGAUUACGAACUAUAGGCCCUCUCAUCUGACCACAACAGGGGCUGUAUAGACUAGUACAGCAGGGUAACCUCCUACUCGUCUGUAAACAUGUUCUGUGUUGUUUAGUGCACAUGAGCCAAUCAUUGUUUACUGGGUCUAUAGAGGGACCUUAUCUCUAGAAGAUUUGUUCCACCUCCAGAACCAUAGGCGAGCGUGCCCGCGCCGAUAUUAGUAGUUUGUUUCGUGUACUCCAAUUUUGGGCACCCAAUAUUACA